AUGGGAUGUUCCGCAAGUGUCGACGUUAAAAAGCCAGAAAAUGUUAAGUACCAACCCGAGACGAAUAAACUUGAAACAGAAAAAAUCAUUCACGACGUAAAGGAUUUGGAAGUAAUCUAUAAACAAGACAGUGAAAAAAUUAAUCAAGUUAAAUCAUUUGCGGUGCCAGAACACGAAAACGUGAAUGUGGAUAUUACGAAUACAGCCGAGCAAACGAAUAAAAUCAAUCAGGAUAACGGAAGUAAUCUACCUAACUUGAACAAUAAGCAUAAGGAUAAACAGGAAAAGGCGCCUCGCGGUAAUUUAGUAAAGGACGAAAACAUUGACACACUGCAACCUCAGGGUGAGGAACAAAUUGCACUGGACAAAGCAUUACGAGAGUUGAGGCAAAGUUUGUUUACUUCAGGCAUUGUACCAACACAUGAUCAAACAGAUUUCACACUUCACAGUACUAUCGUGGGUAAUUCGACAAUCACCAUCGACGCAGGAUGCUUCAAAGCAGCAGUCGUUGACGCGGGAACUGGCUUUUGCAAGGCAGGUCUAACAGGCGAUGAUAUUCCAUCGGUGGUGAUUCCAACAUUAGUUGGAAGACUGCGUGACAACGCAACAUCUGUCGAAACUUUCAUCGGAAAAGAUGCUAAAUUAAGAGGAAAUUCACUUGAGUAUUCGAAUCCAAUAAAUCGGGGAAUUGUUGAGAAUUGGGAUGACAUGGAACGAGUGUACGACCAUAUUUUACAUAUGGAUCUCAACUUGGAACCAAACGAGUAUGGUGUGGUUAUUCCAGAAUCACCACUAAGUGACAGAAAACGAAGAGAGAAACUUACAGAGAUGAUGUUUGAGAAAUUUGACGUCAAAAAACUUUAUUUGGGUUCAUCUUCGUCACUUGCAUUACAUGCAUUUGGACAUUCGACUGGAUUACUAGUGUCGUUGGGCCAUGGAGUUUGUCACGCAGUACCAGUUGUACAAGGAAACAUCAUUGAACAUGCAGUACGAACAACAAAGAUAGGAAACAAAGAUGUCAUAGACAAACUGCAGAGAAUUAUGACAACAAAACUUUCAAGCAUUGACGAAGACAUUGCCAGAGCAAUGGUUUGAAAAGACAAACUACGUAUGCAUAGAUUAUGAUGAGACAAAGAGAGACGAAAAGCUUUGCGAACAAAAAUCGUACACUCUCCCAAAUGGAAAAUCUGUUAAUUUGAGAAAUGAAAGAUUUGAGUGCCCGGAGAUAUUCUUUAAACCACAAAUGAUUCCAGGUUGCACUGAAAGCAGUUUGUCAGAUAUUUGCCUGAGUAGUUUACAGUCGAUUGAAGAUCAACAAUCAAUUUCUGCUUUGCGGCAAAAUAUUAUUCUGACGGGUGGAUCUUCAUUGUUACCGGGAAUCGGAGAACGCCUUAGAAUGGAACUCAACAAAAACGAGAAUGCUAAUGACCGAGCUAACGUUUUAUUACUGCCAAAAAGACAAUAUGCCGAAUGGCGUGGUGCUUCAACCUUGGUUUCAAUGAAUUCUUCAAAGCAUCGAUGGGUCAGUCGAGAAUUAUAUGAUGAACACGGAGAAACAAUAAUUCAUAGGAAAUACGUGUGAAAUAUUUUUUCAGUAUGAUGAAGGAUAUUGCAUCUCUGUCAUCUGUAAAAAUUUGGUGUUCAGUUAUUUAUUAUUAUAUAUAUUCAUUUUUAUGACAUAAAUAUAUAUAUGUAUAACUAUUGAUAUAAGCAACUAUGGGUGUGUACCAGAAUGAGAGAUUCAAAAUACGUGCUGAGUGACGUCCGUUAUUAUUAAUCUA
Molecule: messenger RNA, 1781 nt
Organism: Styela clava
Lineage: Eukaryota; Metazoa; Chordata; Ascidiacea; Stolidobranchia; Styelidae
Product: actin, cytoplasmic-like
Source: RefSeq, a predicted model, not a curated record